CUGUUUGCUUGCAGCACUGCCGUCGCCGUUCCGACACAACGCGCGAAACGUCAAACUUGCCAACCGGUCUGUUUAUUUACGUUUUCUUCAUCGUAUCGAGUUUUGAUCGCGGCGCGGAUUCUAAACUUUUAAAAGUUUCAUUCCGGGUAUUUUGUGCUUGUUUUAAGUGUUGAAUGUAAUUGUAAUUGUUCGUUGAAUAUUUUUCGGAAAGUUGAGUGUCAAAUUGUGUCCAGUGAACACCAGUUUCCUUGUGUAAGAUUCUUCCUGUGGCCCAUAAUUACCGGCGAAAAAAGUGUGACCACGCAAUCGCACACCUGUUGAUUUCGAGCAGGGACCGGUCAUCAACGCUGAAGAAAGUAAGCUGGAAAACCAGAUUCGUUUUAAAGAAGAUUUGCCUCCCCAGUAGCUGCUUGAACUUGGCACGAUCAGGACUCACCUUAAAGAAAUUGGAUUGAAUUUCGGCGGCACCACGUGGAUUUGCAUCAAAUGGAAGUGAAUGGAAUCCAGUUCGAUUCUGGCUCGGCCGAACUGAAUCAGAAAAUCUCCGAGUGGCUCCAGUGGGAUAAGAAUGAAAACACCCUGAACGAAAUCAAAUCGCUGGUAAAGGGCGCCGAAUGGAGCGCGCUGGGCGAACGACUCCAGAAGCGGUUGGCCUUCGGAACGGCGGGGCUGCGCGGGGUCAUGCAGGCCGGAUUCAACGCGAUGAACGACCUGGUGGUGAUUCAGUCGGCCCAGGGCCUCUGCCAGUACUUGGCCGAAUGCUACCCGGCGGAAGCGGACCGAAAGCGGGGCAUCGUGCUGGGAUUCGACGGGCGGUACAACAGCAAGAGAUUCGCCGAGCUGAGCGCGUGCAUCUUCCUGGCGCAGGGUUUCUCCGUGUGGCUGUACGGCCGGACCGUGGCCACCCCGUUCGUGCCGUUCGCGGUGCGGGAACUGCGCUGCCUGGCCGGCAUCAUGGUGACCGCGUCGCACAACCCCAAGGAGGACAACGGCUACAAGGUGUACUGGACCAACAGUGCGCAGAUUAUUUCGCCCCACGACAAAAACAUCCAGGCCAGCAUCCUGCAGCAUUUGGUCCCACUUGAAUCGUCAUGGAACCUGUCCGCGCUGGCGAGCUCCUCCGUCCGGGACCCGUACGACGAGAUGACCAAGCUGUACUUCGAGCAACUUUCCGCCAACGUCCCGCGUAGCUUCGUAACCGACUACAAUCGCAAGAGCCCGCUCCGGUUCGUGUACACCGCAAUGCAUGGCGUCGGCUAUCCGUUCGUAGAGCGAGGCUUCGAAACCGUUAGCCUACAGCCGGUGGUGGCCGUCAAGGAGCAGCGCGAUCCGGAUCCGGAGUUCCCCACGGUAAAGUUCCCCAACCCGGAGGAGGGCAAAUCCGCCCUGGUGUUGUCGAUGAGGUUGGCGAACGAACUGGGUAGCGAUGUGAUUUUGGCCAACGACCCGGACGCGGACCGGUUAGCGUGUGCGGAGAAGGACGGAAGCACUAACGAGUGGCGCGUGUUCAGCGGGAACGAGUUGGGCGCGCUGCUGGGUUGGUGGUCGAUUCGAUGCUACCGCGAGCAGUUCCCGGAUGCCAGUUUGAGCGAUUGCUAUCUGCUGGCCAGUACGGUCAGCUCCAAAAUGUGCCGGUCGAUAGCGAGCAUCGACGGGUUGAACUUUGUCGAAACGUUGACCGGGUUCAAGUGGAUGGGUAACAAAUCUGUCGAACUGAUGGAAAGUGGAAAAACCGUUCUGUUUGCAUUCGAAGAGGCUAUCGGGUUCAUGUGCUCCCCCACAGUCCUGGACAAGGACGGCGUCAGCGCAGCGUGCCAGCUGGCCACGAUGGCUUGCUAUUUGCGAGCGACAGCCGGCCAAACUCUCUCAGACAAACUCAGUGAACUGUACGAAAUCUACGGCUAUCACUACACCAUCACGUCGUACCACUUUUGCUACGAUCCGGUGGUGAUCGAGCGGAUCUUCAACCGAAUCCGAACCCUAGAGGGUGACCAGUACCCGAAAGCGAUCGGCGUCGGAGGAAAGUACGCCAUCGAAUCGAUUCGCGAUCUGACCACCGGGUACGAUUCGAGUCAACCCGAUGGGAAGGCGAUUCUGCCGUCGAGCAAGAGUUCCCAGAUGAUUACGUUUUCGUUCGAGAACGGUGCGGUCAUUACGCUGCGAACCAGUGGGACGGAGCCGAAGAUUAAGUACUACGCCGAAAUGUGUGCCAAACCGGGACAGCGCGACUGGAACGCCUCCCGAGCCACCCUUCGCACCAUGGUGGACGCCAUCGUGGAGGAGCUGCUCGAACCGGCCAAAAACAAUCUGACGCCCCGCUCGGAGUAGAGACCCAUGCACACAGAAGGAAGGAAGUCGUUCGGUCUAGAAAGCAAAAAAAAAGCGAUAGCAGACACGGGUAGCACAUCACAUUCUCAGUUUGUUUUAGGUUUAUUUUCUCGCGUUUUCUCGCUCUCUCUGUCUCUCUUCUUUGUUUUUCCUUUUUUUUGUUCUGAUGAUUCUGACUUUAUUUGCCGUACUUUCUGCGUCUGAAAGCCUAGUGUUCUACACUUGUUACUAGAUUUUUUUUUGGAUAGUUCUAAACACACACUGCAUGCACUUACUUACACAUACUGAAAGAUCUACGCCGUGGCGAUUCCUCUAAGUUAUCUACAAAAUUGAUCUACAAUUUAGAGCACAUGUGUAACAUUGCGGUUAAUGUUACUCUCCUUAAACAAGUACUAUUAUCAACUUACCCAGUGAGGGGCUACACACUCAGAUUUUGGUUUUUUAUUGAUUGUGAGUCUCGAAUGCGUUGUUUUGUGAAAGUCUAAGCAUCUAAGAUUGUAGCGAAAUGUGGGGGAACAUCUUCAUCCUCUUAGGGACACAGUUACUUUCUCUCCAGCUAGUUCUCUACGCUAUUUACCUACUAAACUAGACCAGUUACGCUCUAGUUGGCUUUCUAAUGUGUAUUUUGUGUACAAUAUAAACUUUUAUUUUUCUGAGACCGACGGUUUAAAUGCGUUGCAAAUUGUCUAGGACACGUUACAUAAUAAUCGAUUGUUGUAAAAUAUCUUUCGUGACAAGUAUGCUAAUAAACGUAGAAAUAAACUAUUUUGUGCGAACAAAAGGAACUAAAGUUGUACUGUUUUAAUUUUAACACAACGAAAGAAAACUUUCUUGUCUAACGUUCUCAACUUGGUUCUUUCAUAUUUAAGUCUGAUAACCUAAAUUAGAUUCGCUAAUUUUUUUCCUGAUUUAAAUUGUCCCAUUUUCUAUUGUUUUCUUAUGUCCAACAAAGUUAUUUCACAUCACUGGUUCAUCCAAACAAGUCUUCAUACAAUUUUGAGAGGCACACAUGAGCAAUUCAAGCCAAACAUUUCAUUAGAGCACCAAGCCAAAAUCUGAACAUUCGGAAUUAUAAUACUUUUUCAUUAAUUAAUAUACUUCCGACAUGCCCUCCAAGAAUAAGACUGUUUGCAAACAAUUUCCUAAUGAAAAAAUCAAU
Messenger RNA from Culex pipiens pallens (northern house mosquito), 3487 nucleotides. RefSeq names its product phosphopentomutase (gene Pgm2a). Bases 487 to 2328 code for a protein of 613 amino acids. The transcript is spliced from 8 exons. NCBI's taxonomy places the organism in Eukaryota, Metazoa, Arthropoda, Insecta, Diptera, Culicidae. Gene Ontology annotation, biological process: carbohydrate metabolic process; purine ribonucleoside salvage. Gene Ontology annotation, molecular function: magnesium ion binding; phosphopentomutase activity. The record is from RefSeq and is a predicted model, not a curated record.